GGUCGAGUAGGCGGGCCUUCUGACUUUGUGAUUGUGGUAACUAGUGAUGACGACCCUUAUGUAGUUGUUAGCUUAGCCAGCUAGCUACUUCAGUUAGCUUCACGUGUUGGAAAGUGGGAUGUUUUUCUGAUGUUGGUUGAUAUGAGAUGACACCUCUUUGGUUUGUCUAUAGACUGUCAACUGCUAUGGUGUUGUCUAGCUACAAGAACAGAGACAUAAGUUGACUGAAGGUGUGUAUUGUUAGCCUCCUGCCUGGAUGUUAGAGCUGUGAUGGUGGUGUGUCCCCUGCCUUCAUUGUGACUCCUGUCCACCACCUCCGUCUCCCUGCCCAGUGUGUGUGCCACCAUUUCACCAUGACCCUGCAUCUUCUCCUGGUCCUGGGGCUCUUUUUGCUGCCUUGUCUGUCAUCCCAUGAUAUCAGCGUGUCUGGCGUUAUAGCCUGCCAGAAAAUGACAAAUCAAACCCAAUGCUUGGAAGCAUGCUUACAGUAUGCGACCUGUGAUCAUCCUGUCUUUUGGAAAGAGAACUACACCUGCUUUUUCUUGAAGUGUCCCAAUGGCACCAACUGCAAUGAUAUCUCCGUCGAUGACCUGAUAAGGUUACAAGAUAAAAACAUCAGUGGUCUUAAAUGUGACGCUGGACCUACCACUGAGUCUUCAAGUUCCAGUUCCAUAACUUCAUCAGAAAUCUAUCUCAACCCCACUGCUCCUGAAUUGACAGCCAGCAAUAAUGCCAAUCAAAUUACAGACACCUCUACCCUCAAUGAAACUGACUCUACCUUGUAUUUUCGUAAGGAUGAUGGGCAGGCCCCCAUCUCCACUGCAUUUAUGACCAUGACUGCAGCACCCAUGCCAGCCACUAAGAAUGACACCUUCAUUCUCAGUAAAACUGUUAGCAAUGCCUCCAGAGGAACUACAAUACCUGACAUACCCCAUAAGUCAACCGUUCAAACCUCAGAGACAACCACUUCAGUAAAGCAGGAACCUAGAACUACAACGACGCCCUCAGCCCUGACCUCUCCACCAGCCAAUCCACAGAUGUCGACAACAGCAUUAUCAACAACAAAUACCACUAUCACCACUGUAGUACCAAUAACAGCAAUGCUGUUAACUAUCGCCACCACAACACACCCAACUACCACCACAACACACCCAACUACCACCACAACAAUACCACCACCAACUAUUCCAAACAUAACCAGCCCUACCACCAUAGACUCAUCUACAGUUGAGAAGAAUCCAUCACCAACCAGUCCGGAGGUCCCCAGCUCUCAAGCUACCUCCAGAAACGCCAUAGUCCCUUCGACCUUCACUGUUGAGGUCAGCACCAAAAGGCUUGACGGAGAUACCAACAGAGCCAUUAUAGACGUUGUUGCCGGGGGGCCUCUGACACGCCAGUUGGUGGACACAAGUACCCUAUUGGCUGUCCUGUUGUUUGGCCUCGUCUUCUUCCUGGUUACGGUUGUCCUCUUCCUCACACAGGCCUAUGAGAGCUACAGGACGAAAGACUACACCCAGGUGGACUAUCUCAUCAAUGGAAUGUAUUCUGAUUCAGGGGUUUGAAAGUGACAGUUGAGUGUUUGUUUUUCUAAUUUCUUUAUUGGAACAGGAUUAAUAACUUGUGAGUUAACAGAUUGCCAAUUUUGCACCAGCCUUUGCUGUAGUAUUGUAUAACUUUUCUGUCUUAAUGGUACUCCAGCCAAUUUCAUAGAUUUUUUUUUCAACUACUGUAUGUAUAAAUUGCUCCAGGCCUGCUGUGGUUUUAUUUAGGCCUUAACCUCUUACGAAGGGCCAAGAAAUGCACCUCUUGCUCAUCAGGCCAAGGGCCAAAGUAUCGCAACAGUGGUUUGUUAUAUCCUAUAUUUCUAUGUCUUACAUUUCUACAGAGAUGCUUCCAGCCCCAACCCAUAGGACUAAAGACCAUAGAUGGUUAAGUACUGUUUUUUUGUCAUUUGGAUUGCUGUGGGAAAGCGGGUGAAAAAGUUUAUUUGUCCGGUGUUUAUUAUUUCGUUUGUAUCCAUUGCUUUGUGUAUGUAUGUCAUUUUCAUGCCUUUUUUUUCUUCAUGACUAGCUUAUUUCCUUUGUUUACCAUUCCUCUUCUUGGAUUAAGAUUGAAUGCCAAAUUGAUCGCUGUAGCACUGAAGCACAUUAACAUUGAAGCCAAGGGAAUUGUCUAGCCAUUAUGAAGGAGGAGGAACAGUUUGUAUGAUGACCAAAAGAGACUUUCAAAGGCAGAGGAACUUCUGUCAAGGGUGGAAAUGGGUAUGAAGGCCUGUUAUGUGCCAAUUUUUUAAAAUCUUACUAAUGCAUUGUUAAAUAUGGUAUUUGCAAUAAAGGGGGAAAAAGUAAGAAUAAAAUACAUUUUCCUUUCAUAUUUCACAAAAUAAAGUUUGAAAAAAUGG
Salmo salar (Atlantic salmon) is the source of this 2401-nucleotide messenger RNA. RefSeq lists its product as uncharacterized. Lineage: Eukaryota; Metazoa; Chordata; Actinopteri; Salmoniformes; Salmonidae. The record is from RefSeq and is a predicted model, not a curated record.